AUGUCGUCUAAGUACAGCAAACUCGCAGGAAAGCAUGUCCUCGUUAUUGGCGGCUCGACAGGUAUCGGUCUCGGUGUAGCAGAAGCCGCCCUUGAAGCCGGCGCCAGCGUGACCAUCUCUUCCUCCUCUUCUGCCAAGCUCUCGAAAGCCGUCGCAAGCCUGAAAUCCACGCUUUCUCCAUCUUCCCAGCAAAAAAUACAAAGUUUCACAGCAGAUCUCUCUGGAGAAGGGGCCGAGGCGAGUUUGGACGCCGUUUUCAAGCAAGCCGGGUCAGUGGACCACGUUGUCUUUACGGCUGCCGACUCUCUUUCACUGAUGAUGCUUCAAGAUCUCACUCCGGACAAGAUUCUCUCCGCAUGCCAGAUGCGCCUCGUUGCACCUUUAAUGGCGAUUAAAGUCGCGGCGCGCUAUCUUCCAAAGACAAACGAGUCGUCUUUUACCAUCACCAGCGGGAGCGCAGCUCAUAAAUCUACACCAGGCUGGUCUGUCGUAUCGUUUUUUACUGCCGGGCUGCAGGGCAUGGUUAAGCAACUGGCGGUAGAGCUUGAGCCUUUACGGGUUAAUGCUGUCGCCCCUGGGUUUGUGGAUACUGGGCUUUGGGACCAUGUGACUACUGAAGAGAAAGCGAAUAUGGUCAAAGGAGUCGAAGAGUCAAUGCCGACUGGCCAGUUUGGGAGAGUUGAGGAUGUGGUGGAGGCAUAUCUUUGGUUGCUAAAAGAUAGGAACGUUACAGGGACAGUUGCCGCGACUGAUAGCGGCUGCUUGGUAGUGUAG
Colletotrichum truncatum is the source of this 774-nucleotide messenger RNA. Its product is annotated as short chain dehydrogenase reductase family. Lineage: Eukaryota; Fungi; Ascomycota; Sordariomycetes; Glomerellales; Glomerellaceae. The record is from RefSeq and is a predicted model, not a curated record. Gene Ontology annotation, molecular function: oxidoreductase activity.